AUGGACCACAAAUCCGUCGAGCAUACCGAGUUUGUCAGUUCAGGCAAAGGUGGUGUCGAGCCUGAUCGACUAACGCCUGCGCGAAUAAUGACCCCCGAGCAGUUUGCCCUGGCAGAGAGGAAGCUGAAGAAGAAGCUUGAUUUGCGUCUUUUGCUCUGUGUUUGGGUUAUUUUCGUGAUGAACUACCUGGAUCGAAACAACAUAUCAGCCGCAAAGAUAGCCGGCAUCGAGGGCUCCCUUGGCCUAAGCAGCACGCACUAUGCUACCGCCGUGGCUUUGCUUUUCGCUGGUUACGUGCUGAUGCAAAUUCCAUCCAAUAUUUUCUUGGCCAACUUACGCCCUUCACUCUACAUCCCGUCCGUUAUGGUCAUCUGGGGCAUGCUCUCUGCGCUGGUAGGAGUCGUCCACAACGCAGCCGGGUUGUAUGCCCUCCGGUUCCUGCUUGGGUUCGUUGAGGCAGCGUUUUAUCCCGGCGCGCUCUUCCUCAUCUCAUCCUGGUAUAAGCGUUCCGAGAUGGGUGUCCGCAGCGCCUUCCUCUUCUCCGGCUCCCAGCUGGGAAGCGCAUUCUCCGGCCUUAUCGGUGCCGGGAUUACGAGCGAGCGCGCCGUCGCCGAAUGGCGCCUAAUUGCGGAUGCCGGUCAGGUUGACGAAGAUGAUGAACGCUGGAGCUACGGGUUCCAGAUGGCUUUUAGCGACUGGCGGCUGUACGCCUUCGCGCUCAUUUUUCUUUGCAUCCAAGUCGCGAGUGCGACGUCUAACUUUUUUCCCGCUGUCGUUAAGACGCUAGGGUUUAGCACUGUUAACACCUUGCUGCUUACUGUGCCACCGUACAUGGUAGCCCUAGUCAUCUCUAUAGCUAAUAAUUGGUCUGCUGAUCGGCUUCGCAAUUCGUCCUUUCACGCUAUCUGGCCACUUUCAGUUGCGAUUGCCGGUUUCAUUAUUGCGGCCGCUACGCUCAAUACGGGCGCGAGGUAUUUCGCCAUGAUUUUGAUGGUAGCCGGGGGGCAUGGCUCGAACGCUGUCGUGCUGGCCUGGACACAGAAAACAAUGCUUAGGCCUAGAAUUAAGCGGGCCUCGGCUGUGGCAUUUGUUAAUGCAUUUGGGAACCUUUCGCAAAUCUUCUCCUCGUACUUCUACCCCGACAGCUCCGCUCCGCGGUACGUGACCGCCAUGGCAGCGAACUCAGCCUUCUCACUUGGUGCGAUUGUGCUAGCGCUAUUCAUGCGAUUCGUUCUCCUUCGCGCUAAUCGUCGCAUCGAUAUGGGGGAGUCAACCGUGACGGAGGAGAUGAGAGGUCACAGCCAGAGAGAGAUUGCUGGUGUCUCUGAUGAAGAGCGCAUUGCGCGAAGGGAGGGGUUCCGAUACAUUGCCUAG
Aspergillus tubingensis is the source of this 1374-nucleotide messenger RNA. RefSeq names its product MFS transporter. Gene Ontology annotation, biological process: transmembrane transport. Gene Ontology annotation, molecular function: transmembrane transporter activity. The record is from RefSeq and is a predicted model, not a curated record. Lineage: Eukaryota; Fungi; Ascomycota; Eurotiomycetes; Eurotiales; Aspergillaceae. Gene Ontology annotation, cellular component: membrane. The transcript is spliced from 5 exons. Bases 1 to 1374 code for a protein of 457 amino acids.